GACACGCAGGCAGCUGCCAUGCGCCGUUGCAACGUUGUUAUGGUCUGCCCUGUAAUAAGUUAGAUAUUGCCGGACAGAAGCAGCGUUAAGGUGAAUAUCUAUUGAAAAGUUCUGUAGUUUAGAAAGUAUCGAAGGGUGGGAGGGUGGUGGCGGGGCGGCGUGCCGAGCGGACCAGCUUCCUGCUUGUGUUUGACGGCUGUGAGCGUGAGAGGAGCGCGAGCCUGCCAUGUAGCUGAAGCAGAAGAAUGAACAGUCAGCACAGUCCAGCAGAUGGGACAGACGACCACACGGUCCAGCAGGAAAACGAGUUGGAAGCCCUCGCCUCUAUUUUUGGAGAUGAUUUCCAGGAUCUGCGGAACAAGGAUCCGUGGAAGGUACUUUCCUAAAUAUAAUAGCAGACCUGGAAGCUGUAACAGGAAAAGACUAUGACCCCUGACCUGUAACAACCAAUAUGUGCUAAAAUCGAAAGUGACCAUCAUCACAAAUCAUUGACUGUAUUUUCAGGUUAAAAGACCUCCAGAGGUGCACCUCUACCUGCGGCCAAACGGGCUGAACACCGGUGAUGAAUGCUACGUGACUGUGGACCUGCAGGUCAAAUGCCCUCCUACAUACCCAGACGUGUGAGUACUGACCUCUAACCUUUAGAGCAUCAAUGUUUCUACCAUGUGAAGUAUAAUCCCUGCAUAAUUGUUCCAUAAUAUUUGAUCAGAAAUCACAAUGACACACCCACCCCUGUAAAGACAAACAAAAACCACAAGAUAUGUCCUGUUGUUUACUCUGGCUUGCUGACACUGUUGGAUUUUGAGUUACAAGACAUGACAGCUUUAUUUUUUUUCUUCCUUGAGCAGUUUUUUUUUUCUUUAUAACGUCUUAAACAGCUGAAAAAAGUUUUAUUUAUAUUCAUCAAAAUUCCAACUACUGUAAAGGAUCAUUAUCUAGAGCUGAAUUUUAGAUUUUGAGCCUUGUUUACAAAAUUUUGUUCUCAGACUCUAAAGAAAGAAUCACAUGAUCCCACAUGACCAGCAGGGGAAAAUGAUGCUGCUCUCUUUUGCUAUCUGAACUGGCUUUUCACAACAGCCUCACAUGCCUGGUGUAAUGCCGGCUCAGUUAAAACAAAAACACUAUGUGGAGUUGAAAAUGUCAUCCUGGAGUUUACUGGAGAUUAAUUAUAGUGAUUUCUAUUCUUUGAAACCAACAGGCCUCCAGAGCUGGAGCUGAAAAAUGCCAAAGGUUUGUCAAACGAAAACCUCCAGAACCUGCAGAGUGAACUCACCAAGCUGGCAGCAGUACGCUGUGGAGAGGUGAGAACAAACACACACACACACACACACACACACACACACACACACACACACACACACACACACACAAACUUAUGUACACAGACUAUCUAAUCUUACUAACCUGUCUCCCUAGGUGAUGAUUUACGAGCUAGCAGACCACAUCCAGGGCUUCCUGAGCGAACACAACAAACCUCCACCUCGCUCCUUCCAUGAGGAGAUGCUGAAGAACCAGCGAAGGCAGCAGGAGAAACGAGACCAGGAGGAGCAGCUGAAGAUGGACCAGAGACGCAAGCAGGAAGAGGAGACUGUGAGGAAGAGUUUAAAUUCUGUUUUCAUACCAGAAUGAAAAGCUUUUCACUUUCACAUGUCCUUGAAUAACUGAACUCCUAACAGCUGACAGACAUGAUGGUUGACUGUUUUUUUUUAUUCUUGUAGGAAAAAGAGAUCAUGGCUGAAAUCCAAAGACGAGAGGAGGAGAAACGAGAGGAGAAGAGAAGAAAGGAGAUAGCCAAACAGGUGUUGAUGCUGCCCUGCGAAUCCUAAAGAAGACCUCAGUUUGUGUUUGUUAUUAAACUUGUGGUGCUGGUGUUUUAUUCACAGGAGCGCCUUGAAAGCAUAGAGCAGUCAGCCUCUGCUAGUCCCACUUUAUUGGGGAAGAGCCCGCCCAGUCCGGGUGGAGCUCCUGAGCUGACCGAAACCAGGAAAAUGGUCGGAAACCGCCGCAGGACUACCUCGAAUUCCCGCCACAGGUACACAUCGUGCCAUCCCAGGAAAAAGCGUCUUUUGUCAAAAACACAUUGUGGUAAAUGUUUGCACUUUUUCAGGCGUGAAACUGUAAACGAAGAUCAGCGCCCACAGGAGCUUCUUCACUUCAACAGCAGCACUUUUGGAGAGCUCAUUGUGCACAGGGGGAAAAGUUUGGGUGAGAAUAAAAUGAAUAAAAUAAAACUCAAAUCAGAUGUUUAAGUCCUCAAUAAUAAUCGAACAGGUUUUCAACUGCAUUUCUGAUGAUGAUAGGGGAGAGCGAAAGGCUUCGACGUAAUGUUUAUUAUGGAUUCGAGGCAAACUCUGGAGAUUUUGCUGUGAUCUAUGAGUGGGCGCUGCGUUGGAACAAAAAGAUGGGCAAGUUCUUCACCAGCCAAGAGAAGGGAAAGAUUGAGAGCUGCAAAAAGCAGGCAAGUAAAGAAGGAAGCGGUUAAUGUCAUUGAGAAUGUAGCUGUGAAAUAAUUGUCUAUUUCUACAAGAGGGGAAAUCUGAGAAAAACUCCUGAAACAGAUCACAAAUUACUAUCUUCACGUGACUUCUUGUGUAGAUCCACGCUGCAGAGAAUGAGUUCAACUCCCUCCUACGGCUUGAUCAUCCAAACUUGGUGCAAUAUAUGGCACUGAGCUCUACAGAAAAGGAGGACUGCCUGGCGGUAAACAUGCUGGUGGAGCACGUGGCCGGCACCAACUUGAACCAAAGCCUGAUCUCUCAAAGCCCUGUCCCCCUGGAUAAACUGAGCCAUUACACAUCCCAGCUGCUGGCUGCCCUCGACUACCUUCACUCCAACUCAGUGGUCCACAAACAUCUGGGUCCCUCCAGCGUGCUGCUGGACUCUGAGGGAAACGUGCGACUGACGGAUUACAGCCUAUCAAGGAGGUUUGCUGAUAUCUGCAAAGAAGACAUUUUUGAACAGGCUCAUGUGCGUUUCUCAGAGGAGACAGCGAUGCCGACCAAGAUGGGGAAGAAAGGAGACAUAUGGAACUUGGGGCUGAUGCUGCUGGCUCUGAGUCAGGGGAAGGAGGUGAGGGAGUAUCCAGUCACAGUGCCCACAAGCCUGCCUGCUGACUUCCAGGACUUCCUCCACAAGUAUGUAUGAAUUCAUCCCUUCGUGCCUUACUAGCCCAACAGUUACCCUUAAAUCAUGUUAUGUAUAUUUUACACAGGAGCUAAUCAUUUUCUAAACAUCCCUGCAGUCUAAUAUCUAAUUCUUCUCAGUCAUGCUUUUAUUAUCCAUGUCUAUCGUUUUCCUCUCUCAUUGACUUAAUGUUGAUCAGUAAGACAUUAAAAAAACAUUCAGCCCUGUGAAUUAUUGUGUUCCAGAGAUAAUCGCAAAGUCCAGAGGAAGCUGUAAUUCACGGCAUGUUUCUUUGUCACAGGUGCGUAUGCCUGGUUGAUGCUGAACGCUGGACACCACAGCAGCUUUUGGAACACUCCUUCCUCAAACCUCCUUCACCUAAAAACCUGCCACAAUACCAGGAGGCCAGCCCAGAAGGUGAGAAACAUGUGAAUAAAGUGAGUGAGAAGAUGCAAAUCUGAAAACAUAUCUAUCUCUAUUCCGAUGUCUCUUUUUGUUCAGUUGUUAAUAUUAAAUGUAUACCCUGCAUUUCGAUGAAGAAGCUCCGAGUUGAUUUUAUUCAAUGUUUUUCUCUCUGCAGAUCUGCCUGAAGACUUUCCAUCCUCAGUCAUCCCACACAGUCACAUCCUCAAUGCCCCCUUUAGCUCUGGGGUGCAGAGGCAGUUUUCUCGUUACUUCAAUGAGUUCGAGGAGCUUCAAAUGCUUGGAAAAGGAGCCUUUGGUGCUGUGAUUAAGGUAAAAUCUUACCUUUUAGCUGUUAUCAAAGCCAGCUGUGAUUUCUAUGUGUCUUGUAUGUCUUUUCUACUUUUCCUCUCUUGCACCUCCAGGUUCAGAAUAAACUCGACGGUUGUAACUACGCUGUGAAACGCAUCCAGGUCAACCCCACCAGUAAGCAGUUCAGGCGCAUCAAAGGUGAGGUGACACUGCUCUCCCGCCUCAAUCAUGAGAACAUCGUCCGCUACUACAAUGCGUGGAUUGAGCGGCAUGAGACGCCCUCAGGAGGGGUCUUGAGCAGCUCGGACAGCUCUGAGCAGUGGAGCCCCGCCCACAAACCUCCCCAGGCUAAACAGCGUCAGCCGCUUCUCAACGAGCUCGGCAUGCCCGAUGACGUCGAGGACAUUGCCCCGCCUCCUGCUUUAUCAAGCUCUGUGGAGUGGUCCACUUCUAUCGAGAGAUCCUCCAGCGCCAAAUGUAGCGGACACCAAUCAAGUGACGAAGAGGAGGAUGAUGAUGAUGAGGAGGAUGUGUUUGGGGCCUCAUUUUUGUAUGUUUUUCUUUCAUUUUUUGUGGUGUUAAGUCUAAGGAGACUCUCUUCUCAUAAACCUGUCCACAUGACUUUUUUUUAGGAGGCCAUCAGACAGUGAUUCAAGGAGUGACAUUAUCUUUGACAAUGGUGACGAAAGCCUGGAUGAGAUUUCACAGGUUUGUACAUUCAUUUGUCAUGACCUUAUCACUCUUUUCCUGAAAGUCAGUCAAACCGUGUGUUUCUUCUCACAGGUUGAGCCAAGCAAAAGAGCCACAACUGAAACAGAGACCACCGACUCCGAUCGACCGAUGCUCAUCGCACAUUACCUGUACAUACAAGUAAGCCCCACACGUGCGUGUCCGCUUUUGACAACUAGAGGUCUCUGUUGUACAUCUAAUACGUGUCCUCUCUUUCUGACAGAUGGAAUACUGUGAAAAAAGCACUUUGAGAGACACCAUAGAUCAAGGCCUGCACCAGGAUCAAAAUCGGUUGUGGAGGCUUUUCAGGGAAAUACUGGACGGGCUCGCUUACAUCCAUGAACAGGUGUUGACUCUAUUUUAUAUAAUGAUGUCAAGCCACUCAACAUAGUUAAAGAAAGUUCAGUGACUGUUAUUUAUCCUAAUGUCAACCCUUUUCAUUCCUCCUCCACGCUGGUUUUCUGGUGUAUUUGCAGGAGUGACAUUUGUCAUAAGAGCUGUCAAUCAUGGCUUUGUUUAGUGCAUCAAAACUCAACUUCUCAGAGAUGAACUAUGGGAACUUCAUCAUUAUAAUAAGUUCUCAUCAAACUGAUUUGUGCUAGAGACCUUUUUUCUUUUUUAAAGGUGUAUUUUUAGUCUUACCUUUAACCUAUCUUGAGGGUGCACCAAGUGUUUUAACUUCCCUUAAAGGAUGCUGUCAUUUUGUCAGUCUGUUUACACAUUAGUCUUUUUAAUCCCCAGUAAAUGAGCCCCACUAAUAGCAAGAAUCACAAUUGGGCAUCCAGUCACUUUCCUACUGAUUGAAACUUAAAGGGACUGUUUGUCUUUUUUGAAGUGGGUUGUAUGAGGUCCUUGCUAAUAGUAAUCAGAAAGUGUAACAUCCACAAUAGAUGCAAGUUUGCGCCCCAUUUGGAAAAUUUUCUGUGCUUUACUUUUCCAUUUAUUUUAUUCUUGAUCAUGAUUGUAUAUGAGCUAGCUCAGCCUGUGUUAAUCAGUAUACUAAUUUGAAUUUUGAAAUGAUUGUGUUUCAGUGUCACAAAAUUAUGCACCAAAUUCUUAAGAUUAUCAUGCCUAAAAGGUAAUGGUUGUGGGGGUUGUCAUCUUAGCUCAGUCUCCCAAUAGCUAAAUCAAUGUAAACAUAUCUUGUAGACCAUGACUUGUGUCAUCAUGCAUAAAAACAAAAUAUAUAAUAAUAAUAAACAAAAAAUAGUGUGAGCCAAACACUAAGUUUGAAGAUGCAGUUCCAUUUGGAUUUUCUAAUUUUUCUAAUUGAACUACGGACAAAUGGAAUAACGCUGGUAAAACCACGGCAUUGGUACUGCAGGACACUGUGGUUAGUGAGCAAUGCAGACUGCAGCCACAUGUGAUCAUCUGGUAUCUUCUGGUCUGUAAGGAACUGAAAUGCUGUUCCAUGUGAGACAGAAGUAGUUGUCUUGGUUCAUGAGCAUGGACCUGCAGUGUACACAUCUGUACCACAAGGUAACUUGGGAUCUCUCCCACUCUGGUGUUUUUUUACAGAAGUUUUCCCCUCUCUCCCUUGGUCUGUUGACUCUUGUGCUUCCUCUGUAAAUCUAGACUCACAAAGUCUGCUAUAACGUCACUAUAACUCACUUUUUAGUUUGGUUGUAUUUCUAUCACUUUGAAGCCUGCAGAGCCAAACAGCUGGCCAGUAUGCGGCCAGUGGAAGUGCAUGUAAUAAAUGUGCUCUCCAAACAGAGUAUACACUUACAUCAAAAAUAGCUUUUCUUCUGGUUCUCUGGUCUUUUUCUCAACAAAGGGACUAAGUUGAGCAGGACCCCUGUUGCCACUUUGCUUACCAUUGACGAGUACCUCAUACUGCCUCACUUAAAAAAAAAGAAAAGAGCCAUCCUAUAAAGCAAAGUUUUCGGUUGUCCAUCCCCAACCAGCUAACCUCUUCCAUAUUUCUUUCAUGCAGGGCAUGAUUCACAGGGAUCUGAAGCCUGUCAACAUUUUCCUUGACUCACAAGACCAUGUGAAGAUUGGAGACUUCGGCCUGGCGACAGACCAUCCUGCUAAUGUGGUAUGUGGUUAACACCCUGACCCUGCUGAGGGUCUGUACAGGGAUUUACUGUGAAGGGCUUCCUGUGACUUAUUCAUGCUGCAUCUCAGUGUUAAGCUGACUUAGUUAAAGGUAUAUGUGAUGAUGGCUUUCAGGCUGCAGGAAAAUUCGAAGUGGAGGAGAGCGGGUCAGCAGUGAUGCCCAAAUCAGACCCAACAGGUGCAGAAGGUUUAAAAAGAUCCUCAUGUUCUUAAUCUCUUUUUCUUCUUCUAUUGUAAUUAUUUUAUACUUGUAUGUCCCUGAAAUUAUACGUUUUGUUAUUAUUCUACAGGUAACAUGACGGGCAUGGUUGGCACUGCCCUCUAUGUAAGUCCUGAGGUUCAAGGAAACACCAAAGCCACCUAUAACCAAGUAAGACUUCAGUAUUUUACGAACAUAUAAUCAGAUUAGGAAAGUUUUUGACUGAGAAAAAAGACCCUGGAUCAUACCCUGGAGCCACAAUUCUUUGGGUCAAUUGUGAUAAAAGUGUUUCUGAUCAUCAUCGUUAAAUAAUUUAAAGUGUAAUUGUAUUGUUUUAUAUAGUAUAAAUAACUUAAUUGUUUGCCAAGAUGAGAAUGAAGUGUUAUUUGUGCUGUUUGAUGACGUGAUCACAUUCAGUCUGACUUCUAAGUGUUCUUUUGCUUUUUCUCCUCAGAAAGUUGAUCUGUUCAGCCUGGGAAUCAUCCUGUUUGAGAUGUCCUUCCGGCCCAUGACCACGGGAUCUGAGCGCAUUUCUGUCCUAAGCCAGCUACGUAUGGUGCGUUCAAGUCCAGCUCUGCUCUUUUGAGCUUUAAACCUGUCGUCUUUACUCAUUUUAGUUUCUCUGCAGGAGCCCACUGUCUUCCCUGAAGACUAUAAUGAAUAUCAGCAAGGGACACAGGUGAGAGACUUUUUAAGGGAAAAAGAUAAAUAAAAAAAGUUCUGUACUGCAUCUAUCAAUCAAACAUCUCUUUGUGUUCCCUCUGUCCACCUGCCAGAGAAAGGCGAUCCAGUGGCUGUUGAACCACGACCCAGCAUUGCGUCCCACUGCUCAGGAACUCCUGAAAAGCGAACUGCUGCCUCCACCACAGCUGGAGGAGUCGGAGCUGCAUGAGGUGCUGCAGCACACCAUGGCCAAUGUCAAUGGCAAAGCGUACCGCACCAUGGUGGGCCAGCUGUUUGCUCAGAAUACAUCUCCUGUCAUGGAUUACACCUACGACAUUGACCUGCACAAGGUGUGAAUACUGCUUGAAACUGUUGCUAUCUAUCUAGGUAUCAAAGGUUUAUUGAGAAUUACAGUCUGUUGAUUGUUGGUACAAAACUUAAGAAAAUGUUUAGGCUAUGAUAAGACGAUUACAGACAUAUUGUAAACAUUUCCUGUAUGAAACAAUGGUGUAAACCUUUAUUUUCAUUCAAAUAAUGCAAGCUAAUGUGUCUGUUAUGUUGAUUUAUUUUUAUGCUUGAGUGAUUUAUUACUUUUGUUAAUUUAUCUGAAAUACUAUAGAGGGCUCAAUAUGUCCCGGGGUCAUAGGUGAAUGGACUGUACAGUAGAUGUAAAGUCAUGCCAGUAGUUCUUCACCCUGCCUGAGGGUGUCACUGCAGGCGUCUCAAUAGCUGCGCUGACCUCUCCAAGCUGCUUCACUCAUCUGGUCUGAGUGAGAGCCCAGCAGGAGGCCUGUGAGUUCUUAAUCGAUGUCUCCUGAUCCCUCACAGAGGCUGUUUGUUUGCUCUCCCUGCAGGGCAGCUUCAGCUUCAACAACGCCAAAUUGCAGCAGUAUGUGCAUGAAACAAUCACCAGGAUCUUCAAGAAGCACGGUGAGAACAUGAUGCUUGUCUGGUGCGUGUGAGCGUGAGCCUUUGUUGACUCUUCGAACCAUUUGGACUCCUGACCCGCUGGAAGCCUCGGUUUUUCGGGACCCCAACAUCUGCUCCAGUGAGCGGCAGCUAAACAAUAAGCACACUGUUUGGCAGUGCAGAUUCUGUGCAGGUGGUGGGGCUAUUUUUGUGCACGCUGCUGCUGAUGUCCAGCUGGUCUUGUUUGUUUAUGCUCAGUGUGUAUCUGCUCACACGCAUCAGCUUUUUGAAGGUGAAGGUUAUGUUAUCUUAUGCAGAUGUAGCAGCAGUGCAUGGUGUUUGUUUUCAGGUGCGGUGCGUCUCCAGACACCGCUGCUCCUCCCCAGGAACAGAAAGCUGUAUGAUGGCUGCGAGCCGGCCUCCUUCAUGGACCACAGUGGAAUGCUGGUUACACUGCCCUAUGACCUUCGCGUGAGCCCGACACACAAACACACACAACGCACACACAGACACAGGUGUGCAGGUAUGAACUUGCACACCAACACUAAUUACACAACUAUUUGCAUCAGCACAUGCAAACACACACAUCGUGUGAGGGUGCAAUCAGCAGCCCUCUUCAGAUCCUGCUACCUCAGGAAACCCUGAGGUCUAAAUGGUUGUUUCCACACUGUGAUUGAUUACAGCCUGGUAUGCACUGACUUCACUGUCAUUACUCUAGCGCGACUAAACCAACCCACCUCUCCUCUUUUUACUGAAGAUGGCGUUUGCAAGAUUCAUCGCUCGCAAUAACAUAACACAUCUGAAGAGGUAAAUAAGUGAAGCGAUUAUAUCCUUUACGGCCUCAAUUGUUUAUCAAAACUGUCUUUCAAACUUCACAGCAAAGCUGUUCGAUGAGUUGUAUUUUACUGGUAUCUUUAUUUUUUUUUUUCCUCAACAAUAUUUGUAUUAGUUUCAUACAGAUUAAUACAGGACAGUGAGCUCAAGGAAACAUUAAUCACAAACACCUCCUUUCCCUCAAGACCCUGUCCACUGCUGGAUAUUCACAUUACUGUGCUUAAAUAACAAAUUCUGGAGUUGAUAAAAAAAAAAAAAAAAGUAAGUGCUGGAAUUUGGGUUUUAUAGACCCUGAAAUAUAAAACAAUGACAAAUAAAAAAGUAUAGAGAAAAUAAGUUAAAUGAACUAAUGUAUGAUAAGAGAAAUACAAAGGUACACAAGUCGCUGAGAGCUCAAAAAGUCCAUAAAAGAGAUAAGAAUUUAAAUUGUAUGAUUGUAAAACAUCACAGAUAUAUAUUUAAAAAAAGAAAACAACCAGGUGAGGAGAGUGCUGAUUCAAAAUGAUGAGAGUUUCUGAAUGUGGUCCAGAAAAGGUCCUAAAACCUUUAUGAAUUUUUCAUCUACUGGUAUCUUUUAAUCAAUCAAUCAAUCAAUCAAUUUAACAAUAUUGGAUGUUGAAAUGUUGAUACAGAUAAAUAUUCAUGAUCUUCCUAUCAUUUGAAAUUUAUGCAGUUUUAUCUUGUCACAUAUUCAAAAUAUUUGGUGCUCCAUUAAAUGAAAUAUAUGACAAUGUAGACCCCAAACUGUUACUGUUUUGAAAACCUGUUGCUGUUCAAACGUUAAGUAUUUAAAGGAGGUAAAGAGUUACAGAUAUUUUUAUUGUUUUUAUGAAAGAAGAGAAAAUUGAUAUGUCAUCAUUUACAUUAGAGUAUAAAUGAUGGGCAAACUUACAAAUUCAGCUUUUUGUGGGAAAUAAUUGGGAAAAGGAUUCACAGCUGUUAUUGAAUCCCAAACUGUAAAGCAGUUUUUUAUAAUUAACUGUAACAUAUUUUUUCAUUCAGAUCGACAAUAAGGAAAGUGAAUGUUAUUUAAUAAUGAUAAAGUGAUUAUAUUUAUGUUUCCCUUCAUAUCUACCAAAUCACUGAAGGAUAUUGUUGUUCUUACAAUAUAAUAUUAAUCUUCAUUACCCUCAAGGCCAAACAGUAUCAGCUUUUUUAUUGGUAGGCUUGGCGUUUCAAUGAAAUGGGACAGCUCUCGCUCAGAAUUUCCCACAGGUAAUUUAUUCUUGCUUCUUUCCUUCGACUGUUAUUGUAUUUUUCUCUCUCUUUUUUUUUUUUUCCCUAAAGGUACAGCAUCGAACGCGUGUUCCGGCCCAGGAAGCUGGAUCGAGCUCACCCACGUGAACUUGUGGAGUGCGCCUUUGACAUCAUCACGCCCGUCACUAACAGCCUCCUUCCAGACGCUGAGACUAUUUACACCAUCUCUGAAAUAGUCCAGGAAUUCCCUGCACUUCAGGUUACUUCCAUAAACCGCUUGUGUUACACGCAUAUAAUCCAAUGAGUUUGCUCAGCGCCACAUUGUUUUGAUUCACAUUCCUCCCCCGCCGUCUUUGUUGAUGCAUCAUUGUUCUUUUUCCUGCGGAAGCCGUCAUCCCAACCUGUCCUGUUUUUGUUUUUUCCUUUUUUUUCCUUUCCACUCACAUUCCCUGCGUACCAAAGUAUGCAUAAUCCUGACAGAUUUACACCGGAUUUAUUAUUUACAUUGUAAAUCUGUUUUGUCCACUUCCUUCCAUGCCUCCCAGUACAGUCCAUUUCCUGUCUACAUAUCCCGGUGCUGUGUCUGUCUCCAGCCGCAGCUCCUCUGCAUGCUUCAUGAACUCACUCAACCUGGGACCUGACCUCUUCUCACAUCCUUUUAAAGAUAAUUUCCCUGAUCCUCGUGCAGCCUGUGUGGAAGCUUUUAAGUAUACGAGAGUCAGAGAGAAUGAGAGGGCAGCCCCGACACAUUGGUCAUUAUUCACUGAGGGGCUCAUUGUACAGUAGGCUCUCUGUUUUCUUCUGUAAUUGCAGCUGAGGGGGUUAAAGGUGUCACUGUGUGUGUUUUUGUGACCGCAGGAAAGGAACUAUAACAUUUACCUGAACCACACCAGCUUAUUGAAGGCCAUCCUUCUCCACAGCGGAGUCCCCGAGGACAAACUCAGCCAGGCCUCCAACAUACUCUGUGAUGCUAUGGUCAGUGCAGGUCACACGUGCUGCACAGAUGUUAUCCACAUUGCGUGUCUGUUGCUAAUAUCCUGGCAUAAACAUAUAACACAGACUCAUUCCGAAAUAUAGCACUGGGAGGCUUUCUUUAACUUCAAUCGAUUCUCUUGCUGCAGAGUGAAAAGCUGACCAAACGUGAGGUGGAGGCGAAGUUCUGCAACUUUUCCCUCUCGACCAACAGUGUAAGUGUCCAAUAAGCACUCUGUAGAAAUAACCAGUCCUGCAGCAGCUCGUUUCAUUCUUGCACAUAAACACUGAGAUCUCUCCACUUCCCUGCUGCGUCCAGUUGCAUGUGCUGUACAAGUACAUAGAACAGAAGGGGGACCUGCAGGACCUGGUGCCUCUGCUGACGUCUCUUACCAAACAGAAGACCGCCGUCACCCAAUUGGCUAAGCAGGGCCUCAAGGACCUGGAGGAGCUCACCGUGCUGCUGCGGAGACUUGGAGUGAAACUGCAGGUAAUGUGGAUUCUGGUGAAUGAUGAAAAAAAAACCUAUCAUACCUUAUUGGCAGGAGGUAAAGAAGAUAAUGGAAAAAAUGUUGAAAGUGCGACUUCCACUGACAUUUGAAGUUUUAUAUUUGGGAUAAGAGAACCAGGAGAUAACAAGGUCAGGAGAAAUAUAUAUAUUUCGAGUAAUGUUGGUGGUGGCUAAAAAGGCCAUUACGAGAAAUUGGCUAAAAACAGAUGCACCAGAAACAGUGGAUUGGGUAGAAGUAAUGAUCGAUAUAUAUAGAACGGAGAAGCAGACUUUCUCAUUUAGACUAAAAACAGUGACUUUCAAAAAUUACUGGAAAAACUGGGUUGAUUUUGUGCCUCAAUUGAGAGCAGACUUUGUGCAGUAAGGACAUUGCGUAUUGUAGAUUACUGAUCCCCUUAGUUCAGGCUACAAACUUGUUCAUUGUUCAUAUGUUUAUUAUGUUUACCCUCCAACAGGGGAAAAGGGACAAUGCAAGAGAGGUGUGAAAAAAGGAGUGAAAAGUGUUUCAUUUUACUACACAGUUAUUCUACUCUAACUUUACUUAAGAAAUGUAUGUCUAACUGUCUCUGCUCUGUGGUGUAGAAGUAUGCAAAUAUUCAACACAGUUGGAAAUCUGUUCAAUAUAUGUAGAAUGUUGAUGGAAUACUGAUAUGUGAAAUCAAUAAAAAAUAAAAUAAAAAAAAGACUAUCAUUAUGUUUUGUCCCUUUUUAACGCAAUGAUGCCUCUCUUUAGGUGGUGAUCAACUUGGGCUUAGUGUACAAGGUGCAGCAUCACUCCGGGGUCAUCUUCCAGUUUGUGGCUUUCAUCAGGAAACGCAAGCGAACUGUUCCAGAUAUCGUGGCUGCUGGAGGACGCUACGAUCACCUGGUGGGUUUUAGGACCAUGGGAUCAUCUUACAAUAGUCCGCAGCUAUUCUUUUGAAAAGUAGCCAAAAGCUUUCAUUUCACACAUGCAUGUACAUGAGCUACACUCUUCCAAAUAUAUCACAGCUCUCCAGUCUGAAUUUCAUUUAUGCCACACUAUGCAGUGUCAGUGAUUUUCUCCACCUGCUGUCUUUAUGUGCUCUCCUCUCGGCGCUGCUAGAUCCUGGAGUUUCGAGGACCAGCUUCCACAGUGCCAGUGCCCUCCGCAGUGGGAGCCAGUGUGGCCCUGGACAAAGUCUGCGCCGCUAUGGCCGGCAUGGAGGAACCAGUGAGAGAAACAGGCACCCACACACACUCACACCUAGACCUAGACACUGGGAUCUGACAUUCCUAAUUAUUAUAAUGGAGGAGCAGCAGACAGAGCUUCAUAUUUAAUGAUGCCUUAUUGCAGCAGUCGGCCGCCGCACAGCCACUUUUAGAAACAUGUUAAUAACUAUGAUCAGUGUGAUUCUUGACGCUGCUGAGUUAUUUUUGGAGGUCUAUCAUUUCAUGGAUUUCGUAUUGAGAAUGUGAAACGAUGUGCCACGAAAAACUGCAGGUCUGAGCAGGGAGAAGAGCAUUAAAUAACACUUUUCUCACCAACCAGUUUUUAAACAACCUGCCUAUUAAUGUGCUCCACACAGGGAGAGAGAGAGAGCGAGAGACAACUGCCAGGUCUCUGAAACUGUGUUUGUUUUCUGUUUUAGCCAUCAGUAAGCUCCUGUGACGCUCUGGUGGUCCCAGUGGGACACUCCUCAAUGUCCAGAGCCAUCAAUGUUGUUCAAAAGCUGUGGAGUGCCGGUGUCUCCUCAGACAUUGCCUACGAUGUCUCACAGGUAAGUGUCCUCACUGAAGGGAAGUUUUUUUGGUUUAAACGUGCACUGUGGAUUUUUCUCAUAGCCUAUGUCAAUCACUGAAUUUGAUUCGAUACAACACUUAAUAAUACUAACAAAUAAAAAAACAAUGACUUAACUGAAGUGAACAGUAGAUGUAGAAAAAAUAAUAUUUGGCUCAUUAAAAUAUUGUCACAAAGGACUUUGGAUUUCUGUCCAGCUACCUGAAAUUGUUUAGAAACAGGAUUCCUACGCAAGUAUGGAAAGUAUGGAAAAAUACGGAAAUAAAUUUGAUCAAUUUCCAGGUCAUAGAAAGUAUGGAAAAUGAAAAAUAUGUAUGGAAAAAUAUUCAUGUUUCCAGACUAUUAUCCCGGUUCUAAAAUACUGUUUUCUAAAAUAGAAAAGUAGUUAUUUCCAAAAAUAAUUUUAAAAAGUAAGGUAAUGAAAAGUAUGAAAAUUUCAACUGUAUAGGAACCCUAUAGAAAGAAAAAUAUUUUAGGUUAGAAUAAAAAAGGAAAGCCAUGUAAAGAUUCAUUGUCCCUUGCACAUUAUAAUCUAAUAAGCAUGAACACUUUUAAUCCAUCAAAUGUGGGAUGUGCUGGACAACCAAGUCUGAUCGACGAAGGUCCCAUCAUGCAUCUUGCAGGACUUACAGGACCUUGUCUAGUUGUCGGUUGAUACCACAGCACACUUCCAGAGGUCUAGUAAGGUCCAUGUCUCCUCAGGUCAGGGCACUGCUGUAUCUUCAUCUCUGAAGUUCAUCAUGAGGACCAGAUGUGCUUUAAAGGCUUUUAGCUUCCAGGUCUUUGAUGCAAAUCCAAGGAAAAUAUCUGCUCUUUUUGGCCAAAAUAAGGUGCUGCAUUGCUGUCAGAGAAAGAAACAUGGAUAACAUCACAGCACAGAUAAUCAACUAUACAAUAAAGUGAAGUUCACAAAUAUUACAAAAUCUCUUAAAGUCAGAGCCAUGAAGGCCAAGGUCUAAUUAUAUCUGAGCCAAAGGAAGUAGAGUCUAUUUCUCAGUAAGUAGCUUCCGGACACGCUCGAAAAGGAAAGUGCCCAGGGGUCGUACAAAAAGCAGUAACAUACAAGAGAGGAGACUUCAUGGAGGUUGAAUCCGGUAGCUUGAAAUUAUUCAGAUGAGCGCCUGAGUAUUAUGCAUGUUGAAACUCAUCAACAUAUCUGACAUAUUAGAUCUCUAAGAACUGUUUCUCUGUCCUCCCUGCUCUGCACUAUCCUCUCUACAGAGGGCAACACCAAACUUCCGUUUUUGAGGACCCCCCAUCUGUCAGCAGCAGACUUAUCAAGACAGCAUCAGAAAUAGUAAACAUCUCAGAGAAUGAGCCGCACACUGCGGUUUCAUUAGAAACAGGCUUACAGGCCAUGUUGGGACAACAUGCCAUGGAGUUCUGGCAGUAAUUGACUCUGUUGUCUGUUAGAUGAGUUUUCAGUUUAGUGCCCAAUAAGUUUUUGUUGUGGAAAUUUUAAAUUGGGGUUGUAGGACAGCCAAGUAAGACCCGUGUCUUCAAAGUGAAGUCAUUAUCUUGUGGUCCAAACCUCCUGAUGCCAUGUCCCUGUCACAUUCUUCAUGUUUACGUGACAAUCUCAUCUCAGCCUUGUGUUUUUGUUAACGCCCUCCUUGGCACAUUUAAACACUUCUCCUGGUUUUACCCUUUUACCCUUUAUAACCUAUUGUUUAAUCUUUCCUCUCCUGCACUGCAUUAAUGUUUUGUCUUAUUGUCUUUUGUACUGGCACAGGCCAUAAGCGAUUGGCCACCUUCAUUUCCCCUCGAGUUCUUUGAAGCAAUUAGGAAAGGUUGGGUUUGGCUGAAAACAAGCAGCGCAAUGUCCAGAUAUUCAGCUCUGUUUGUGUGUGUCUUUGUUGAUUACGUAUGCAAGUGGUGCCUGGCUCUGUGGUGAGAUGCUGAGAACACCUUGUUCAAACCUUCUCACCCAGUUCCCCCCUCCCUGCUUAACUUUUGUUAACACCUUUCACAUACUGGCCUUUUAACGAGCCGAAUCUGGAGCUCUAAUUCAACCUCAAGGAGACGGUUCCACUCUUUUAGCUUUUACUAGCCAAAUAUGGCAAACCCCUUCCACAUGCCGUCAGCGCCAAUCGGCCUCCAGGGAACGGCUUACCUUUGACUUAAUUUGUUCUGUCAUUGAGAAAGUUGUGAGAAAAGAGCCGUUUUAGAGCCGACGCACAAACCUCAACUAAAAAGGGUUUGUUUUCUGCCAUCAUUAGCUUGCCCAGAGCAGCCAGAUAAGAGUUUAUUAGAAUUAAAUUGACGUAAACAGGCAGACUCUAACAAAUACACGCAUGCAUGUUGUCAGGGAGUUCCUCUCAUUCUGGUCAACUGUGAGUGGACUUGCACUCGUACUAGUACUUGUCCAGGUCUUUCCCACCACUUGUCACAUCCACCCUGUCAUGCACUGAUUAUAGAGGAUGCUCCUGUAGUGGACCAACAUUCGAUAUUAGCUAAUUCCAGUGAACUUGAAGGUCUUGACCAAGGAUACCUAAGUACAGACUCUUUCAUAUCAUGGAAAAGUUUCUUCAUUUCCAUAAUUUCAUUUAAAAAGUCAAACUUUCAUAGAUUAUAGAUUCAGAGCCCACAAUUUAAACGAUUUCAAGUAUCUAUUUGUUUAUUUUUACAUAAUUUGGGCUUCCAGCUCAUAAAACCCACGAAAACAGGAAAUACCUUGAAAAAAUCACUAUUUACCAAGUUAAGUUUUUGCAGAGGAAAAAGAAAGAAAUUAGGAUCACAUCAAAUCAAUCAAAAUAUGGUACUUUCAAAACAAUAUGUCAGUCUUCAAUACUUGGUUGGGAAUCCCUUUGCCUUAAUCAUUGCCUCGAUGCGCAGUGGCCAGAUUUCCUUUCAGCUCUUCUUUGUUUUUGGGUCUGGUGUCCCUCAUUUUCCUCUUGAUAAUACCCCACAGAUUAUUAUAGACUUUUCAAUGCUAUUCCAGUUUUUUGUGAAGGGUCUGUAUGUGACUGCAGGAGCUUGAAUAGGACCACCAACCUUCUGAUUAUGAGACAAUUGAGCCGAUUGAGACACAGCCGCCCUUGCUUAAGCCAAACUUCACUGACGCUGACUCACUACUAUAGAAGGAUUUUUGAGGUCAUUGUUACAUCACUUUUUCACAUUUUACAACCUUAUUUGCUUUUGCCAAGUGGUAUCUCAACCGUGUCCAUUCCUUUUACUUUCAGCAGCCACAUCAGCCUCAGUGAGAGCGGGGCAGCCGUAAUUCAUUAAGUAUAAAAGCCCUGUAAUGUUCUUAAAGCUCACUCAUUAUUCUUUUAAUGUUUGAUGACAGAAAACACUCAAAACAGAUGAAAAUGCAGGAAGUUUCAGCAGUACAUUUUCCCAGUAAACACCUCUGUAAACCUGACUAAACUGAAGCGAUGCAGGCCUCCUGAUUGGUGUCUGGAAGCCUCGGUGGUGACACAUCAUGACGAGUCAUCAGCGACUAGCUCGGCCAGAAAUUCUGCUGUGAAUGGUCCCAUUGUGUAGUUGUCAAAAUGAUUAUUGUUAGAUGAAGUUAAUGGUACUUUAAUGCAACCUUAAAUCACCUAUAAAAUCUGUGCGUGUGAGUAAUUCAGCCUUUUGUCAUUUUGUGUGUGUGUGUUCAGUCCCAGGAGACGUUACUGGAGCACUGCAGGCUUGCUGGCAUCAGCUGCAUGGUCCUGGUCUCUGACAAGGAGGGAAACUAUGUGAAGGUAAAGCAAACUCAAGAAUAGAGCCUGAUCAAUAUCUUUGAAAUUUUUGCUGAUAAUUUCUUGUAAUAGACUCACACACAGACUGCAUGUAAAGAUGUAUCAGAAUACACCAGAGGUUUUCAUUGACUAACCCGGAGGUUCAUGAGAAUCAUACAAGCGUUGUAUGAAGCGGCACAUGUGAAAGCCAUUACAUGUCCUCAGGUCAAAUCCGUUGAGAAGGACAGGCAGUCUGAGAAACGAAUCCCCGAGUCGGACUUAGCGGACCACAUCAUUCAGAAAUGUCGGACCAAGUUCUUUGAGGACCGAAACAUCAGGUAAACAAGUUAAGCCUUAAUGUACAGCUCAGAUGUGUGAAUGAUGUAAGAGGCUUGUUCUUAUAUAAUGUCGUCCCUGUGCCCCUGCAGAGAAAUCUCUGAAAGCAUGUCUCUUCAGAACCCUAAAGGAUCGCUCCUUAACACCACAGGUACUGUGUUCGUUCUGAUUACCCCGGGCUGCUUCUGUAAACAGCUUAAACUGUAUAUUUGUGACCUUUAAGUCCAACUGCAGCUGGAAACAGUCACACCACUGUUUCUACACAGUCGUCCUUUGACUCCUCCAAAGUUCUCCACGCCAUAAAAGUGUUGAAUUAUGAAACCCAAUAUUGGGAACUAUGUGUGAUCAGCAGCGUAUGACUGAUUCCAGUGUUGCCUUUCCAUUUAACUCAUUAUAAACCAGAGUGGUGUACAAUCAGUGGGACAGAAAAUUAAGUGUUAAAUCUCACACCGCUUCUGGCAUGCUCAAACAGUUUGAUUGAAAUAAACACCUGCUAAAACACAAAUUUCCCUUUAGUUUCAUGUCAUAAAGAGUACCUGAUUAUAGAAAUAUGAAAACGCUUCUUUUUUUCUGUCUCCAGGUUUGUCAGAACAGCACGGCAGCAGCAGCUCCAUGAACAUGAACGUUAAUGUCAUCAGCCCGGAAAAGGUUUCUGCCAGUUCCAGAAGGCGCUACGAGACCCAAGUUUGUGAUGCAUUAAACACACUCCCAUAAACACUUACUCAAACACACACAGAUGGAACAUUUCACGUUUACCUGUGGGGAGCAUUUGGCACAGGAACCAUUUACCUUUCAGGUCGACCUGCUCGGAUCGGCGUUUAUUAUUGUUAUUAUUAUUGAAAGGAAUGGUCCGGCUCUGCCAAAAAUUCUUGUUGUAGUUAUCGAAAUGAGUUUCAAAUGUUUUCCAUUGGGACAGGACUGGACUGGGUAUCCGGACUUGUUGUUUUAAACAUUUCUGUUUAGCCCCAGAAGAACACCAUGAAAUACCUCGUUUGUGUAGAAAACAGGGAAACUAUCAAAGUUCUGUUGGAUAUGAGGAGAUUUGCAGAACUUGACAUGUAGUUUUUGCCACACCUGGAAUGAUCAGCUAAGUUUUGCUUCAGUUUCAAACUCUGCAUCCCUAAAAGAUACUUGUUUGCUACAGAUUGUCACAUACCCACAAAAAAAACCUUCCUUCGUAGAAAUCCUUCCUACGAGGUCUUGACUUUUGUUCGUUUACACAAACAAUAAGCCUCUUCGCCCGCUUGGUCUAAUGGUUAUAGUCUUUUUUUGUGCCUCUGUUUUGAUCUUUCAAGUAUUACUCAUAAGGCAUUUAACUUCAGUAAAUAUAGCUACAGCUUGUUUGCUUAUGUUUUUCCCCCUUGUUCAUUUUUUAUCAUGGGAACAGCUUCUAUUUUUCUUCCACCCUUAACUUGUUUCUCUUAAACUCUCUCUUUCAGAUCCAAAACAAAUUACAGAAUCUCGGUAGCAAUUUGCAAAACAAGAGCAAUGACAUUGAGGUCCUGGCGGUAAGUCAUUUGUUUAUUUAUCCCUCCCAGUUCCAGCUCUCCCUCUUUUUCUCUGCCAUCCCACCUUAUCUCUUGAAUUCAUGUGUGAAAUCACAGAGCGAGGGGAGGCCUUUUGAUAGCUAAAACAGCAAACAUCUUUCAGCGCAGCCCUUUUAUAGCGAUAAAAUCCCCUGCUGGAGGUUGAGAUGGCUGUGAAUCUGUUCUCAUUGCUACAGAACAAUGAACACUAAACAGAGGGGAGCGCACAUGUCUCUUCAUGGGAUGUAAAUGGCUGCCAUAUUGAGUUUAUUUGCGGUUUGCGUUGUAGAUUCAUGUCCAGAUACUCUCGAAGUAAAUCAACCCUGCUUGUCUUAUUUAUGAAGUCGCUAUAUAUUCCAAAUACAUUUGUCAUUCCUGUUGUGGUCUGGACUGCAUCAGUGGAGUGAGAGUAAAUACAAGUUAUUGAAACACAACAGACGUAAUCACCUUGAUUCCGGUAAGCAGCGCAGGCCUGCAGGUCUUAGUUUCUGCUCGUAAGCCGCUUGCAUGUCUGUCAGUCAGACUUUGACACAAAAACACUCAUUUUCCAAUUGAAACCUGAGGUGCUAUUAGCUCUUUGCUGUAGAAAGGACAUGGAGUGCUUUCAAGCUUCUGUAGAGAAAUGUGAAAGCAGGAUUAUGGUUAUUUGUGGUGGGGCGCAUGUAGUGACAGCGCUGUUUCUGGUGUUAAAUAAUGAUUUGGCAGAUAGCUGAUUCAGAUACAUGUUUUCCUUAAUUUGGAGUUUGAUGCUAGUUCUUUGUUUAACAGUUGGAAAUUUUUAAUAGUUACUGAAUGAGAAGGCAAGAUAUACAUAGAUAGAUGUCUGCAGAUCUUCAUUAUCCUCAUUUAUUCUAGUUAGCCGAGGUUUAUUUUAGUCACUAAGAAGGUCUGUGUUUUAUUCAUAUUUUAGUUCUUACUUGUUUUAUCCUCUUUUCAUUUUUAGAACCCCCAGUGUUUCCUCUGAGGGAGCCCUCUGCACCGGGAGCGGUGGUCGGCUGCGGUUGCAGGGGCCUGCCAUGGGGUUCCUGGUGGAGGGUGGUGUCUGCCACAUCCCUCCACUGGCCCUGUGUCGUUGUCCUGUGGCUGUGGGUGGCUCUCUGCUCCUGGUGCUGACGGCUCCUCUGAUGGCGCUUUCUUAACUGGUUCAUCUGUACUUAGCCGUAUCUGGGAUAGUUUUUUGUUUUUAACUUGACUGUAAAGCACUUUGCAUGACAAUUUUUUGAAGGAAAAGUGCUGCAUAAAUAAAGUUUGAUUUGAUUUGAUUUAAUUUGUAGAUAGCCUGAUAUUUGCUGCCCAACACUUAGCUGAUACAUCAGUGCUGCUCUGGUCAUUUAGACAGUUAUUUAUUGAGCAUUAGGUGCAACUGUUGAUGUUUUUAGAAAACAUUUAUUUCCAUAUGACGAUACAAUUCUCCAUUGUGUGUUUGUUUAACUCUACUUUGUUUUGUAUCCCACAGGUGGACCUGCAGAAGGAAACGCUCGUCAACUUCCUGGCUCUUGAGGUACUGGCUUCAUAUUUGGAGUUAAUAAAAGGUUACCUCUGAAUAAAAGGUGGAAGGGCGGGGGAAAGUGGAAAGAAUGGCCAUGAGAGGUCAAGAUCGCAGACAGGAAGAGGGGAUCCCGUCUGCUUCCUUACAGUCUGAUGAGGAGUGCAGUGAGGGAACACCCUGGCCUGAGUCUAACUCCCUUAACAAGGCUCACAUGUAUAACCCACACAUGCUACAGUCAACAAAACGCAUACUUAGGAGGUGUUAAUAUUCACAUUCCAAACUCCUGAGCAAAGCUUCCACUAUUAAAACUCAAAAGAGCACAAGUUUAAAGAAAGACCUUAAUUAUAUUACACUAAGUAACAUGGAGCUGAAAAAGACCCUAACACUGCUGUUAUAUAAGCAAAGGCUUCCACUCCAUAAAUGAACGGGCCACCUAUACAGCACAUGUGUCAAAGAAAACACGUUGAGCAUAUAAAACUCCUGACAAUACACAGUGUGCAGAAGCAGGCGCGCAGGAAAGGCCUGUUUUAAAUAUGGCAAAUUACCCCAAGUCUCAGAAGGAACCAGAGCCCUCUAUAAGCCAAUGCGGCUGUGUACCUUUGCAGGACUGCAACACUUGACAUGUAAAAACAUCCCCCAAGGCUGCGGCUGAAGAAGCUCAUCCAUUCUUCUAAAUCACAUCGACUUUCAAAUUCUGAAGUCUGUAAACAAACAUGAGGAGGAAAAACACACAACAAGGCGUGAUGUUGGUCAGUCAGUAAUCUUUAUCCGUACCAGGCUUUGUUUCUAUCUGCUACGCAACACUUUGCCACCUUGUUGUCCCUCUUAUUGCUCCUUUAACCCUUUGCUUUUUCUUUUUCUUUCAGUUUGAGAGUGAAGAGCAGUUCAACAGCAGUGUGAAGACUCUGCUAUCUCGCCUCCCAAAGCAGCGCUAUCUGAAGUCUAUCUGCGAUGAGAUCCAUCAUUUCAAAAUCACAAAGAGGUGUGUCAGGUCCCUUUGGUUAUAUGUAUUGGCUACUCCUUUAUUGUGCAGCUAUAUUAUUCUUUUACUCUUCUGCAGCUGGGCUACAAAUAUUGUUUCAAACCCCCGAUUUCCCACGCUCUGCUUUGUCUUCAGCGUCAGAUUGUUUUGUGGUUCCGUUUUUUUCUACUCAGAUGUGAAGAAAAACAAGGAACUUAAGACGUAUCGACUUUUUCCAAACAAGCAGUUUUGGACAUCGUGUCUCAGCAGGAGCCUCUGUGGAGGAUUAGCUAAAGACCUCUUAGCCUUUCUGCUCACUCACACACUUGAAUCACCAAAGAGCUGCAAAGUGAGUUAAAACAGCAAGAGUUCGAUUAUUUUUUAAGCCUUUUAUGCCUUUAUGGAUGGCAUAAGACAGUGGAUGGAGUUGGAAAUUGGAAAGUGAGAGAGGGUGAUGACAUGCACUUAAGGACUGUGGGUCGAAUUCGACCCCUGGUCACCCACUCUGGAGGCAUUAGCCUGUGCAUGGGGCGAGCAAAUUAACCACAAGGCCAAGCAAGCAGCCUGAAAAGGCAAAAAUAACACAGUAAAAUAAAACAUAAAAGUACUUCAGAGAACUGUAAAAUGAAUAAAAAUAAGAACAUAUAAAACUUAUAAAAGCACAUAAAUGCAGAAAAAUUUAGUUAUUAAGAAAAUAGACGUACACAGCAAGACCAAGACCACAAAACGCACAUGCUGGGUUAAAAGUUGAGCAAUUAAACCAACUUUUGGGACUGGGUUUUUCAGGUGGUUAAUAGGGGAAAAAUUCCAAAGCUGGGGAUUAAUUUCUUCGAGGUUGUAUAAUUUAGGGGCUACUUCCAUUCCUGAUCUUCUAGACGGCAAAAGAGAACUGAUUUAACAGACCAUCAGGGGCAAAGAAGAGGUCAGAGAUGAGCUGUGGUGCUUUUAUAAUAAAAGAUUAAAAAAAGACAGUAAAGAUAAAACCUUAAAACGAAUCCUGAAAUGUAGAAGGCCAAGAUUUGGGUAUUGUUUUGGCAUGUACAUGUGCCUGUUUCCAAAAGAGCAGCAGUAUUUUGGAUUUGUUUAGAGCAUGCAGAGAGGUCCAGUUAAUGCCAACAUACAGUGAAAUACGUUAGUUCAAAUGAGAUGAAUUUAGAUUUUGUACAAAUAAUAGGAUGGACUUAAUAAGAAAAACAGCUGGGUGGGGAAAAAAGAUUUAAUAACUGUUUGAUGUUUAUCAAAUAUUAAAUCUCUUUAAAAGUUGGUAAACAUGGGUUUUAAAUGUUGUCACACAGGGGCUCGUGUCCAUAACAGGGGUAUCACAGAUGCCACAAACACCCACAUUUGUCUGUCGUCUGCUGCUUCUGUAAAGGUUUUAAUGAGCUGAGUCGUGAUAUCUUUACAGAUAGAGGAACAAUUUCUGUGUCAUUUUCACAAAGGUGGUAAGAGAUGCCAAAACUUGCAAAAUGCAAAAAAAAUAUAUAUAUAUAUUCCGCAGAGUGAAGGCAAAAAAAAAAAAAGGUGGCCCAGUAAUUGAACCAGUCAGCAAAAUCUGGUGCAAAACAGUGGUGUACAUUAAAGGCCUCCUCAAACAGCAGCAAAGCAGACUUCCUUUUAUGGGCAGCUGCCACUCCAAAGCUCCAGCCGUGCACACACACACUCCAGGUGUAACAGUGACAGUCUGCUCCCUUCAAAGGGAGCUUUUAGACGGAUAACUACUGCCUUACAGAACAUCAAAUCCGCAGCUGAUCCCAUUUCCUGAGGUGAAAUCUGGAGAUGGAUUAGCCUUGUUUGGUCCUCUGAUGUCUGUCCCGGAACACCAUAGUUUGAUUGACACUGAGGUUGCAGCACAGGGGAGGCGGGUCAGUUUCAUCCAUGACUCUGGUUGUUGUGAUGCUGCGGUUAAUAUUCCCAAGAUUUUCAGAAGAACGCUUCAAAGCUCAGUAAUUCCUUAAUGUUUCAACUCCCAGUGUUGUGACGCUUGUGAGAGUCCAUUGAGAGCAAUUCUGUGAGGGACAGAUUUCAUCUUUCAUGAAUGAGACGGCAACAAAAAUCAAUCAAAGCUUCUCUUUAUGCCUUUCUAUCCAACUCACCAGAGCAUUUGGUUUUAAUUUCCUGUUUCUGCUGCGAGUUUGAUUUGCCAUUUAGAGGAGAGAAAGUUUCAGCUGAUAAAUGAGCAUCAUGGAGGCAACAAUGGGCAUAUUCAGCGUGUUUUUAUUGUGUUUGUUUAGUAGUUUUCUUCAUGUGUGGGGCUUGGGGAACUGAAGCCAGAUGAGUGGGUUAAAGGGUCCAUGCAGUCACCUGGCUACAACAAGCCCAUAAACUGAACAUAGCCUGAGGGCAUCAUCGUUUCUGAGCUUUCCUUACAGCAGAAACUUGCAUGUGAAGCAAAACUGUGCGUACAACCUGUAUCUUUUUAGCAGUGAUUUUUUUAUAUUGCAUAAGCUCAUGCUAGCACUCUCAGUGACAAUGCUAAUAUGUUAAAGUUUAGCGAACAAAGUUUAGAAAUCAUUCAGUGUUUAAUGUCCCCUGAGCGUAACACUAUAUCUGAUAAUUGACCAUGUACAAUAUUUGUUUUCAUUCCUUCUUUAUCCACAAUGAGUGAGGACUUUUCCACACACUGAGGGCAAACUUUAUUUUAACAGCGAGAAACUUCGAGGAGAACCAGACACAUGUUGAGCAGCCGUCUGCUGUGAAGACCAUCUGGAAGAGGAAAGAGGGAAGAGGUGGAUGUAGUGAGAGACAGAUGGAUAGAGAAAGACAAACACAGCAAAAACAAUGGCUCACUCAGACUGGUGGUUACAGUGCCAGUAAUAAUAGUAAAAAGAAGGAGUACUAUUUGCAGAAAAUGCAAAUUAAUAAUUGAAUUUUCUUGAUAUUUAUGGCGGUUAAGGUCAACAGGCAUCCUAUUAACGUUAACACAGUUGUGCUCACCUUGUCAGUUUAAGAGAUCCUUAAAACCCCUCAAGCUGAGUUUUCAGUGGUCUGUUUUUCACAUGUCCCCAUUGGAAGGCCUUCAUGUGUACUUUUUUUUCUGGUGUAAUGAUCUUUGGAACCUCAUAAGUGACAGAUGUGUUUCCCCUUUUCAGGAUGGCUGUGGUAGUCUUGUACAGCUACAAAGACGACUACUACAAGAUCCUCCUCUAAAAACCAGGAGGGUUCCAACCAGCCUGGGAGAUCUGCUGCUUUGCUUCAAGGCUCAGGACACUCCCAGGGACUAUUUCCAUCCUUGGACCACAGGAACAAGCUUGAGCACUGGCAGUUUGAUACCUUUUUUAUUUGAUAAGGAGGAGAGCCUAAAGGACAUGAGUGUUUGUGUUUUUUUUUUUUUUUUUACCAUGUUGAAUGGUAAUUUGGUCUUUUGACCUAAACUCCAUGACUUUCCAGUGUAUUUGUAAUUUUUCUUAAAGUUGGACUGGAAGUUCACUGGACUUAAAUGCCUUAAUAGCACUGUAGAGAACAAGAAAGCAAGGGCUUUUUAGUGAAGAUUAUGUGUCAUAAAUACAAAUAUUUUACAUUUCUACUCAGCGAAUGUGUAAAUGGUAGAAAUAAAUGUUUUCCCAGCUGUGA
Messenger RNA from Xyrichtys novacula (pearly razorfish), 25221 nucleotides. The record is from the annotation of a GenBank genome assembly. Lineage: Eukaryota; Metazoa; Chordata; Actinopteri; Labriformes; Labridae.